CCAAAGAAUGUCCAUACCCGAUUACUAUUUAACUACCCGCAAAAAACUUCAUAAAUAAAACUUCUUUCUCCAACUUUCUUAUGAGGACGAACUAAUUUUUGGUUUUUGUUAAAAAUGGCGAAAAUUAGAUUAAUUUUAUUGAUAAUCGCUUCUAUUUUCCUAUAUUUUCAACCACAAAAGGUUUCAGCUGAUUCAGUUAUCACAUCUCAAGUAGGUGGCACAAAUUCUCACAGGUCGCGUGAACCUAAAUACAAGAUUGAGUUCCACUCAGAAGACUUUCCGUAUCUUCCUGGUGAUGACCAGGAAUCUGUCUUCAUGCCAAAUGAAGACGGUAAAAACUACUUGUGCUUUCUACCCAAGAUAGAGAAGCCUAAGAGUGGGAAGCCUGUUAUCCAAUUUAACACCAGCAGCAUGAUUAUGGGAAGUGAGAAACCGGUGAAAGUCAAAACACCAGAUGAGCUACUUGAAGUACUGGAGGAGCAAUGCCUUCUUAGGCGAGAGGGUUGGUGGACAUAUGAAUUUUGCUUUAAGAAGCAUUUGCGACAGGUCCAUUUGGAAGAUGAAAAGAUUGCUCAGGAAUUUGUGCUGGGGCUAUAUGAUCCUGAAGCAACAAAUGUCUAUAACCAAAAUCUAUCCGAUAUUUCUAUAUUGAAAGAUCCACAUUCUAAAGAUGCUUCUCAGAGGUAUCACGCUCAUCAAUACACUAAUGGAACACUCUGUGACCUUACAAAUCAGCAUCGGGAGACAGAGGUUAGAUUUGUGUGUUCCGAGAGCACAGCUAUGAUAACCUCCAUUACAGAGUUAUCAACGUGUAAAUAUGCACUUACAGUACAGUCUCCAACACUUUGUUUACAUCCGUUUUUUCAAGUAGAGCGUCCAGUUUGGCAUACAAUCCAUUGCAACUUGCUUCCGAAGGAUACCAAAGACACGAAAGCAGAGGAGACGAAGCAUGAAAAUGAAAUCAAAGUGGUCUCCGACAACGACAAAUAUCCAUACAACACUGUCGCAACAUAAUUUUUUGUUCUUUUUCUUCCAACGUUUGUUAUAGACAGGUAGACAGAUUAAAGUAGAGUAACAGGGAAUCAGGGAGUGAUCUUGUUUACCUUGAUCUUAUUAUUAACCAGAAAGUUUACCCUUUUCUGGUUUUACUUUAAUGUUGAUAUGAGAGCCUUUAAUGAAACAUAAACAUUGCAUAUCAGCAUUCAGUUAAUGAUCAGACAAUGUAUUUACAACAUUCAUAGCUUGGUAUCUUUAACAAUGAUUCUUAUCAAAAUGCUUUGGGAUCCUUAGCAGU
This is a messenger RNA of Amaranthus tricolor (Joseph's coat), 1294 nucleotides long. Its product is annotated as protein OS-9 homolog. The transcript has 8 exons. Gene Ontology annotation, biological process: endoplasmic reticulum unfolded protein response; retrograde protein transport, ER to cytosol. The coding region runs from base 115 to 1014 and encodes 299 amino acids. Gene Ontology annotation, cellular component: endoplasmic reticulum lumen. NCBI's taxonomy places the organism in Eukaryota, Viridiplantae, Streptophyta, Magnoliopsida, Caryophyllales, Amaranthaceae. The record is from RefSeq and is a predicted model, not a curated record.